Molecule: messenger RNA, 4523 nt
Organism: Pomacea canaliculata
Lineage: Eukaryota; Metazoa; Mollusca; Gastropoda; Architaenioglossa; Ampullariidae
Product: axoneme-associated protein mst101(2)-like
Exons: 3
Coding region: 373-3177 (934 amino acids)
Source: RefSeq, a predicted model, not a curated record
GCUUUCCACUGAGUUGCUAUGUGGUGUUCUCUCUCUCAUCACCACGUCUGAGGCAACUAUGUGGCUCCUGCCUUCAAUGUGCUGCUUUCACUCUCUUCUGCCGCGACCUAAAUGUCAAGCAAACUUAGUGGAUACUUGUUUUGACGAAUGCUGAUUGGAAGUGAACAAUGCUUCCAUCACUUCCACAGUGAAAAAAAAAACCGUUUUGCCUGUAAUGUAAUAGUGGCAAGAAUACAAAUUAUUCAUCCGCAAAUUAUGUCCACACAUCUUAAGUUGAACACUUGACCUAGGACAUCACAGGUGCAUGGUGUACCAUCUCUGAACCCUAACAUCACAUAUACUUCACUCACACCUAGACAGAGAAAAAAAGAAAUGACACAGUUGAGGACAGGACAAGAUUCUAUGGCAGAAGGAAAAGAUGAGGUGGAUAGUGAGUGGCAUAGUUUUUUUUACGAUGAGGAUGAUCUCAGAAAAAACACGGAAGAAGAGAUAAGAUGUGAAAAUAAGAAAGACAACGAGUAUUCAUAUAAAGAAGAAGAACAAGGAGAAAGAGAUGAGUCCAGACAAGAAGAUGAAAGCUUGAAGCCAGGGAUUCUUCAAAAUAAUAACUUGCCACAUGACAAAAAGUCAAAAAGAAGAGCUAAAAUCAAACCAGGGAAAGUGCAUAAGACUAAUGUUACCAAACCCCCUACCCAUGACCUUGACCUAGAUCAUGCAGCAAAAAAACACAGGGGCUCCUUGCAGAGCCUAGAUAUCAUGAGUGAUCAGGAAAACAUGCGCAGACAAGGGCACAAGCUGUUUCGACGAGGGCAGAUGCGCAAAUUUCGCUCUAUGGAGACAGACGUAGAGAAGGCAGGUAAAGAUCGAUUGGAGCAAAAAUUUCAGGAACUGCAGGAACUUAUAACAAAACCUUUGGCAGAUUCACGAGGACUUCACCUCCCCCAACCACAGCUGAAAAACGUGGCAGUGAAGAAAAUAAAUGCAAGGCAUGGUUAUGAGAGGGGAAAUGCUGUACUAGAAGAGGAAAAUGAGGAUAGCCAGGCAUACACAACCAUCCGCAAGCUGCAGAUGGUAGGACCUGAAACACAUCUGCACUUCACAAACCAGAAAAAUCACCGCCCUCAGACAUCCUCUGCUCAGCAUAGGAAACUGGUUUCACAGCCAAGACCCAGGAGAGAUUCAUUUGACAGUUUGCCAACCAGCAGUUCUGGUACAGAAAUCAGUCCCCAUGAAACUAAAGAGAAUCAUAAAGGAAGCACCAGCAGCCUUGACCAUCACCAUGAUAGCAGGGAGGAAGGUCAUAGGAGAGAGAAGUUAGACAAUAAAGUUCAUCCGCCAUCUGUACAUGCUCCUUCUGAUAUGCAUCUGAAGAAUUCAGAUAACCCAAAGCUUCUGGAGUGGUUGAGGCACAAGAAUGCAGAGUUUCGGCAGCAGAAGAAGGCAGAGCGUGCAAAGCGUCGAGAGGAGCGGGAGACAAACAUGCUGGAGACAGAGAGAAAGCAGGCAAGAAGAACCAGGUCAGAGGAACAAGUAAAGGAAUGGAUGGAAACAAAGCGAAAAGAAGCAGCAGAAAGAGGGAAGGAGGAGCGUAAAAGAAAGAAGCUUCUGGCACAGCAGGUGGCAGAGCAGAAGAACUCUAGAAACACUAGCAGCAGUUUAACUAUACAUCGGAUUGAUAGACCGGCUUCUGCAUCACCCCCACCCGCAACCAAAAAGUACAUCCCUAUCAAACGACCAGAAUCUGCCCAUGUUAAGCUGGACAGUGAAGCAGCAGUACCAAAGCCUCCUGACUCAAAGUUUGUGUACAGGCGACCAGUUUCUGGCCAUCUUCGCUUGAUGAAGCUCCAAAGAGCCCGCAAUUCCCAUGAAGCUAACCAGCAGCGAAAUGAAACUUUGUCACCGGAAGAGAAACUAAAGAGGGCACGCAUGUCAUAUGAUGCUUGGCUCAUUGCAAAGAGGAAGGAAGAUAUCCAGAAAAGAAAGGAGGCAGGGAAACAAAAGGAGCUGAUCAAGUCUGAUCCUGAGAUGGAGCGAAUCAUUCCUGAAAUUGCCAGAAAAAGAAUUGAGAGAAUCAGGAAUGGUAAACAACAUAUAGACACUGGCAUAAAGAAAAUAGACCAACAUGCCAAUAAAGUAUUUGGGGAUGGAGACCUUGAAGAAGAGGAUGGAAUACCCUCAGCAGAUGGUGACAAUGUACCCAAUCCGUCCUCUUACAAGCUAUGUAUAGAGGGAUCAGCUGCCUCACUGGUAGAGGUUACCAACAGAUCACGCCCUGUCUCAGCCAAAACCCGCAUGCCCAUACCUCAGAGUUUAUUUUCUCCCCGACGAGCAAAGUCAGCAACCCCAAAAGUUGAUGCCAUCAUGAAUCAAACUGAAGAGGCAAAGGCUAACCCUUUUAAACUACCAUUCCCUGAAGAGCAUGGAGCACCAGAGCAUGUUCUGAGAGUGCAAGAAAAGCUAUUUUCACAGAAUCUGAUAGAGGCCCAAUCAAAGGAUUGGUGUCCAGAGCCCCAGAUUUGCCCUGUGGCAGAUGGAACAAGAGCACCGGGACCUAACAAAGAAAGUACUCCUCGCACUAGCAUGACUUUGCUGCAGCAGAUUGAGGCUGCUGCACAAGAGCAGGAUGAAGCAGAAACCAAAAAGGACACAAAACAAACUGAUCCUCUGAAAACGUUGCCUGCAAUAUUGUUUCAAAAUACACAAGAUUGUGAUGGAAAAGAAUACAUACAAUCUGCUUCCAGCACAAAUACAAUUUAUGAGAAAGCCAAGAUUAAGAGUGAGAACAGACAAGGAGAAGAAGCUGAAAAAACUCAUUUCAGUGCUGACUGUACGGAUGAUGUGGCAGACAACAGUAGGCAUCAAGACCUGGGGAAGGCAGCAGAAGAUGCACCCAGUGAAAAGUUACAGCAGACAUUUAAUUUGCUUCCAGAUGCAACAACUAGACUACCAUGUGAAAGAGAACUUGAAGAGACUAUACCCCUCAUGUCUGUUACUUUGGAAGAGAAGAAACUGGAUGCAGAUCAAGGUCAAUCAAGGGAUGAGGAUGCAUUGCACAAGCUGUUGUCUAAGCACGUCUCAUUCUCAGAGGAGGCCACAGUUCAUGAAAUGAAGGAAUCUGCAGAAUCUGAAACUUCUGAGAAUGAGCAGGAAGAAAAUGAGUGUGAAGAUGAAUUUUAAGAUGUACUGUCUGCGCUUUGAGAUGUAAAAUUGUUGUUCGAAUUUUCCACCUGUAAUAUAUGAUGUGAAAUGGUUAUAUUUUCUUUUUUUAAUUGCCUCGUGGUGAUGUUACUGUGGGCAUUGUUGUUUCUUUUUAUCACCAACAUUUUUGAUCAUGUAUAUGGUAUUUAAGUACAUUUUACUUCCCUGCUAGGUUUGCAUAUAUAUAUAUGUUCGCAUUUACAUGUGCAUGUAUAUUUGCUCUCCUUUUGUUGUUCAUACCCUAUUUUUCCUUCAUUAAGGUGUUUAAAAAGUUUCAAGUGAUGACGCUCAUUUAGGUAGAAAAAUAUAUAAUUUUUAUGAUAAUGUUAAGGAAAUAUUUUGCCUAUAAUUAAAUGUUAUUUAUAAGCAUAGAUUUACUUGCUUCUCAGCCUUUUGGCUGUUACCUGUUUUUGUUAUUAUUUUUUUUUUGGCACACUUCAGUCCCAUGCAUACCAAGUCAGUAAAAUCUAUUGUGUCGUUUGCUUCUGUAGUAAUGUAAUUUUGAUGCUUUGUGUAUUGUAUAACUUCAUAUAUUCUAGUAACAUCCAGCAACUUGGUUGUUUUGGUGCCAUACAGUGUAUGAAAAUACAGGACCAUGACAGAUUUAUGGAGAUUAUGAUUCUUCAGGUUAGUGGUUAUGAUGAUGAUGAGAUUCACAUCAUUAUCAUUUAAAAGUGAUGGAAACUAAAUUUUUCUAGCUGCCUGCUACUUAUACAAGACUUUGCAAGUGAUGUUAGUACCUGUACAGUGCACCAAGUACAUGGUAGGGGCAUGCAUGUCGCUUCCCCCUCCUCCAAAUAUAAAAAAAGAUUUUUGAAGGUGACCAUUAAUUGAUAAGCACACUAUUUUGUUUUGAUGUCUUUUUGUGGGCUAGCUGGUUUCAAGACUGCAGUUUUGGUCCUAGAGACCAUGUAGCAAGGACAUGAAGUAUUAUUCAAGCGUUAUAUUUGUGAGAAGCUGUAAGCAAAUUAGAAUAGAAAUGCAGACAACUUUUGUCAACAACAAAAGAAAUGCAUAUUUUUGAAGAUUUUUUUUUUAUUUCUGAAUCUGAUCAUUUUGGGUUUUUUUUUUCAUUUUGUUAACUUCUCUCCUCCCCAGACCAAACCAAGCUCCUAUUCUUCUGCCUCCACACCCCACCAUUUCUCCCCUUAUACCAUAUUCCCCAACCCCUUUAAAUCAAUAAGUGAUCAUGGUGCCAAGCUGAAGGCUGCAUGGCCCUAUUAUGUGUUCUUGCUUUAUGCUGAAAGCAGUUUCUUUGGAAAAACACAGUGCCCAUACCACACAUUGCUUUUAAGCACCAUGCAGUAGUGGGUGAAAAAAAAAAA